Clupea harengus (Atlantic herring) is the source of this 4120-nucleotide messenger RNA. It is a transcript of the gene clspn, whose product is annotated as claspin. NCBI's taxonomy places the organism in Eukaryota, Metazoa, Chordata, Actinopteri, Clupeiformes, Clupeidae. Gene Ontology annotation, biological process: mitotic G2 DNA damage checkpoint signaling; activation of protein kinase activity; mitotic DNA replication checkpoint signaling. Gene Ontology annotation, molecular function: anaphase-promoting complex binding. The record is from RefSeq and is a predicted model, not a curated record.
AUCGGCAAACAGGCGGGAGAGACAAGUUGAACGUACGUCCAUUAUCUUGCUUGCGCGACAUUUAGCUCUUAUUACGAGCUGUUACAAUUACAGCCAAUGUUAAAUAGCUACAUUAUUUAUGAAUACUAAUUUAAAUUCGCUUACAAGUUUUGAUGAGGUUACUGGGCGACUAGCUUAAACGACAAGGAUAGGUGGACCAAGAUGAGCCUACUAGCCCUUCAACAGCCACUAGUGGAGUCCCUGCCGGUUGAGAGUGACGCUGACAGCGGGAUGGGCUCACCAGUGGAAGCCGAAACCACAGAGAACCCACCCCCUCCAGAGCAGCAAGCAGACUCUGAUGAUGAAGACAUCGCAUCGGCCAGGAAGUCUCGCUCUCGGAAGGCACUGAGGGACAGUGACAGCGAAGAGGGCGAGGAGGCGGGUGGGAUAGAGGGAGCACUCGUUCUCUCUGCGUCCAGCGAAGAUGAGGCAGAAGAGGGGGAGGAGAAGACGGAGGUGAAGAAGGCAACCAGGACCAAGAAAAGGAUCGCCCGUGUCUCCAUGGACAGCGAGGACAGUGAAAAGGAAAACAGUAAGGAAGAGGACAAAGAGAGAGAAGCUGGAAGGAGGAGAGAGCAGUCCAAGCGACGCAAGGAGAGAGAGAGGAAAAAGGAGGCCGGGAAGAAGCAACAGAAGGAGACGAAAGUGGCCCCUCGAGGUAUAAAUGAUAGUGGCUGCCUUCUUGGAGACACAGAUCUGUUUGAUGCAGAGGAGGAGGAGGAUGAGGAUGAGGAAGAGUCUCUAGAGGCAAUCAGAGCGUCUGUCAAGCAGAAGGCUAAAAAACACAAGUCUCAUAUUGAAGAGGAACAUGCAGAAAAACCUCAACGUGUGGAGAGAAAAGCAGCACGUGCCAGUAAGGAGGCUAUAAAGCAGUUACACAGCGAGACCCAGAGGCUCGUCAGAGAGUCCAGUAUUGGGCUGGGCUACCACCUACCUGAGCCCAAGAGCAUCCAUGAGUUCUUCAAGAAGAGAGGCAGACCUCAAGGGCCCGGCAUGGCCCUCCUGAAGUCAGCGCAGUACCAGGCUACUAUCCUGGAAGCCACUGCAGCCUCAGCCAAGCAGAGCCAACGUCAGGAGCCCCAGCAGGCUGAAGAGGCCCCUGUAGUUGCCUCUGACCUUCAGGUGUCCAUGGAGCCCCCAUCAGCCCAGCAUCUAGAAGGGGAGGGCCUUCAGCAGGAGGAGCCCACCGCCCAAUCACAAUCUGGUGUGGCCAAACCAGAUGGCCUAUUAGAUGCUUUAUUGGAGGAUGCGUCCUGCCUCACAGAUAGGCCUUCAAUCCAAGUGGUCCUCGGGGCGUCUGGGUCGGAACCCCUAACUGAGGAAGCACCCGCUGCUUUAGCCCCGCCUGUGGAAGCUCCUCCUCCUGCCAUCAAGACUCGUAAGGACAGGCUGACCCGGCUCCGAGAGCUGGGCCUGGACCCACCACCCGUGGCUCGACUCCAGGCCUCUGAGGACUCUUUUGUGGAGCUGGAGGCCGCGCAGGUUAACCCAGCUCUGGAGGCCCUGAAGGACCGGUUCCUGCGUCACAUCCAGCCUGUGGUCCGCCCCAAAGGGGAACGCUCCGUGCAGCUCAGUGUGGUCAGGAAGGACAGCGCCCCCUCGGGGCAGGAGGAGCUCCGCACUGACGCUCUCACAAUCACCCUCACGGAGGAUGAUGAGCAGCCCAAAGUCAAACCAGGUGAGCGUCUGUUUCUGUUGAAGUCCCGUCUGCAGAAGGCCAUGGCGGUACGUCGGGAAGAGGAGAGACAGAAGCGCGCUGCUCUUUAUCGCCUAGACAAUGAAGACUGUGGAGAGGAGGAAGAGGAAGAAGAGAUGACUGAGUCUGAGGAGGAAGAGGGUGUAGACGAGCUGCUUGGUGGUGGAGGUGAAGAGCAGCAGGAUGGAGACGAGGCAGAUGAAGAUGAGUGUGAUGAAGAUGAGGAAGAGGAUGCCGCAGACAGAGCCACCGUUGUGAUGAGGAGCCCCUCCCCACGUCAGGACAAUGAUGGGACUCUUAUGCUGUUCGCCGGAAGCUCCUGCUCUCGUACCAGUGAUGGAGUGAAGAGGACAGGAGCAGGUCAGGACAGCGAUAAUAAACUCGAAGAGGAUGAUUCUCUGUCUUUGGUGAAGGACAGCAGUCACAACAGCAGCUUUGAGCUCAUGGGCUCCAUGAUCCCGUCGUACCAGCCAGUCACCCGAACGGCAGGAAGGGGUGUGGCCUCCAGCCUCUUCCGUUCGCCCUCCCCCUGCCUCUUCAGACCCAGCUUCCUGGGCUCCGCAUCCAAGAGCUCUGGGAAGGGCUCUGAGCCGUCUCUGCCAGUGGAGGACUCCCAGGACCUCUACGCCCCGCCCUCCCCCCCUGAGGCCCGCCUGGGCGGCUUCUCUCUGGACGAGCACACCCCCACCCACACGCAGCAGGAGGAGCCGCAGUCGCAGCUGCUGACGGCCGACGGCUUCCUGAACGUGGGCCGACACGGCGCCCACCCGACAUCGUCCCGGCCGCGGCUGCUCCUGGAGAGUCUGGACGAGAACGCCAUGGACGCCAACAUGGACGAGCUGCUGGGGCUGUGCUCCGGAGGCUUCACCACGCAGGUCCCCAGCUCCGCUCUCGCACACACCCCCUCAAGCACACUCCAGCGCACCACCAGCCCCUUGCCGAUCCCCAUCCCACCGCCCCCAAGCCUGCCGGACAUGCAGGCCAGCUCGGACACAAGCAUGGACCAGCUACUUGCACUCUGCUCCGGAAAGUUCACCAGCCCCAGUGGUACUCCUCUGACGUGUGUGUCCAGCCCCGCGUCUCACAGAAAAACUGCUGAAGCGAGCAGGAGAGAGCGGCUGUGUGAGGAUGACGAGCCAGAGGAGGAAGAUUGCGAGUUCAAGCUCAUGUCAGACGUAGAGAGUCUCAGUGGUCAGGAGGAUGAUUCAGAUGACCAGAAUGACAAGGAAGAUGAACAAGGUGAAGGUGAAGAUGAGGAAGAGGACGAUGAAGCCGAGGAGGAGAUGCAGGCAGUGUUCGGCCGACCAAAUGGGAAGAGGAAACUGAGGCUGACUGAGUUUGUGGAUUCUGAGGCAGAGCUGUCCGGCAGUGAGGGCAGUGAAGAUGAAGAGGAUGGCGGGGUGAAUGAAUAUGAGGAAGAUGAGUUGCAGGAGGAGCUGCCGUCUGACGAGGAACUACAGGACCAAGUCAACAAGAUCCACAUGAAGCAGAUACUUGAUGAUGAUAAGCGUCGGCUGCGUCUCUAUCAAGAGCGUUACCUUGCCGACGGGGACUUGCACUCAGACGGACCAGGGCGAACCAGACGCUUCCGCUGGAAAAAUAAUGACGAUGGCUUUGACUUUGAGGGGCCAGAAGGUGAGGAGGUGGAGGAGGAGGAAGAUGAAGAGUUGGACCAGACUGAGGUCCAGAGGAGGAAAGAGAGGAUGGAAAAGGAGCAGUGGCUACGAGAGCAGCAGUCUGUGGCUAAGACGAAGAAGGGCAAAGGUGAGGAGGUGGAGGAAGAGGAAGAGUGCUUCGGUGGGGAAGAGGACAGUCAGUUCAUGAAGCUCGCCUUGAAGGUUAUGGCAAAAACCAUGCAGAAAAAAGAGGCUUCUGUGGCUCCUCUUCAGGAACAGAAAGCUCCUGCGUCUGACCCAUUCCGGAGACCUGCUCCAACUGCAGUGGUCAAACGGGGGUCACUGUUGAGUCAGCCAAAAACCAUGCUGCAGAAGCUUGCUACAAUCUCCGACGGCAACCCCAUUGGUCCACGCAACACUCGUGGCUUCCUGUUUCAGACACUCUCUCCUGAGAAAGACUCCGCCCCUUCCAAACGCCCCAAACAGGUGAAGAGGUCAGGGUCUGAUUCUCCGGCCCCUGCAGCCAAGCGGCCACGGCAGGAGAAAAAGGCAACAACCUCCGGCCCUCCAAGAAGCAUCUUCAGCUACCUGGAGAACUAACACACACACAAACUCUUAUGUGACUUGAGUUACCCUCGCUCCUUUUAGUGAUACUAUGAAACAUGAGGGCAGAUUUAAAUAUUACCAUAGUUUUAUCAUGUAAAUAUUGUUUUUGGGUUGCUUUAAGAUUGUUUUAAUUUGUUUUGUGUUUUUAAUGUAUUUUAGUACG